Messenger RNA from Ruditapes philippinarum (Manila clam), 4401 nucleotides. Its product is annotated as eukaryotic translation initiation factor 2-alpha kinase 1-like. The coding region runs from base 172 to 2361 and encodes 729 amino acids. The transcript is spliced from 10 exons. The record is from RefSeq and is a predicted model, not a curated record. Lineage: Eukaryota; Metazoa; Mollusca; Bivalvia; Venerida; Veneridae. Gene Ontology annotation, biological process: protein phosphorylation. Gene Ontology annotation, molecular function: protein kinase activity; ATP binding.
CAACAUUUUAAGCUUCUGUGAAAGGAAAAUAUUUAGUAGCAUCAACCUUCACAUCCUUCAUCAAUUUAGUGGUCUACGAUCAAGUAAGAUGUCUGCGCCCAAGGAAAUGAAAAGUUUGAAUGGUGUUGUGUGUACAGUAUACUGUAAUAUGGAAGGAAGAUAACCUGGAGUAUGGCAAGCUUUAAAAGGAAAAUGAAGAAGCCUGAUAAAAUCUACAUGUUUGAUGACUCUGACUUGUCAGAAUGUUUGACUAGAAGUGACAGUUUGAGUUCUCAGCCUCAUGUGCCAGCUGUGCCAUCAUCAAAGGUACUACCAAGGACAGUGCCCAAUCACCUGUUGCUAGUGUCCAUCCUAGAACAGUUAUGUCACAUGUAUGCCAGAGAUACAAAACAAGCUCAAGAUAUUUUCAUUUCAAUCAGUGAACAGUUGACCAAGUUGAAUGUUGUAUCACCAUUAUUGAUGUUAGAUGAAAUGAGUAGUCUUAGAGAGCAGUAUAGACAUAGUGUACAUAGGAUGUUGCUGGCUGCUGUACACAAAUCUAACAAGGGUCUCACAGGAAAACUAUUAUUACCUGCUCCAAAUGGCUUCAGUGACACAAACCUUCCUGCUCUACAAAACAAUAUACCCCGGCAUCCAUCCAGCAGUAGUUGUGAUCUCAUUAACCAGACAUCCAGGUAUUGUACAGAGUUUGUAGAGGUGGAGAAGAUUGGUAAAGGAGGAUUUGGAGCUGUUUAUAAGAGUAGAAAUAAGCUGGAUGGGAAGAUGUAUGCUGUAAAGAAGGUGAAGUUUAAACACUCAAAACCUGAAGUUUGGUUCAGAGUACUGCGUGAAGUGAAAGCAUUGGCAAGUUUACAACACACUAACAUCGUGGGAUAUAAUGCUGCCUGGUUAGAAUAUGGGACAGCUCCUUUACCAAAACCAUCCUCUGGUUCAAGUUUACACGAUAUAUCAGCUGACUCUGACAAUCAUUCCGACUCAGAGAAUGAUACUGGUGUUAUAUUCAGAGAUUCUUGUGACGGAGAUUACUCUCGAGACUUUCUCCAGCCUUUCCACGACUACAGGUUCGGCUCUGGACCAAAGAUAAAGGAAAUAGCUUCCAAUAACUCGAGUCUGGCAUCUUCCCCACAGAACAUGCCCCCUUCUCCUCCUAAAUCAUUUACAUUUCAUAAAAAUAAAAGUUUGAAUGAUAUGUUAGAAUACCAAGGAAAUAAUACAUUUUUCGGGAACAACUUCAAGCUUGACACUUCAUCCUAUAAGAAGGAAACAGCUACGGUAGAAUCUCGUGCUUUGUCAUUGUUACCUGGAAAAUUUGGAAAUGUGAAAACAACGCAGACCAAGGUAAAGUUUACUCUGGACACUAGUACUGUAGAAUCUGGUAGGCAACAAGAUGAGAUAGAUGGCAGCAUGUACAAUCGUGGAGAUGGGAGAAAGUCACAGAGGGUUUAUAAAAGAAGUAUUAGCUGUGAUCCUGUGGCCUCUGGAGAAUUGCUCCUGCCGUUAGAAGACAGCAGUAAUCUGUUCCAGUUUGUAGAGACCGAGUUUCCACUGCAGAAAACAGUGACAUUAUACAUCCAAAUGGAGCUUUGCAGCCUAACAUUGAAAGAAUGGAUGCAAAAUAGAAAUGAGACAUGUCGUGGUCAGAAAGACCUAAUCCCUUAUACUGAGAGGAACAUGAUAAUAUUUGGCCAAAUUUUGAAAGCUGUGGAAUAUAUACACUCACAAGGUGUUAUCCAUAGGGACUUAAAACCUAGAAAUAUAUUCCUACAAGAAGAAGGACUUCAUGUGAAAGUUGGGGACUUUGGUUUAGCAACUGAUGACGUUGUAACUAGUCCAGUCAAUGACACUUCUUUCAGUACUCUCAAUUUAGCGACGUCUCGACUUGUCCGCACCGGAAGUAUUCUAUCUGAUCAUACAUCUGGGGUUGGCACAUCUACUUACGCUGCACCGGAACAGCUCAAAGGUUCUGGUUAUAAUACAAAAUGUGAUAUUUAUAGUUUAGGGGUAAUAUUGUUUGAAUUAUUUCAAAGUUACGGGACAGAGAUGGAGAGGUAUAGGAGUUUAAGUGACUUAAGGAAAGGUAUAAUUCCAGAUGAAGUGUUCCAAAACUGGCCUGUACAGACCAGAUAUAUAGAACUCAUGACCAGUGAAAACCCAGAAGUCCGACCAUCUACCAAAUCUAUGCUUAGUGGCGAACUUUUCUUGACAAAGGAGCAAGUGAUUGAUGAUAUGAGAAUAGAAAUUGAUCGUCUCAGGAAGCAGCUGGUGGAGAAAGAUAAAAUGAUAGCCGAGAAGGACAGUACUAUAGCUAAAUUACUGGUUGAACUUAAUGAUAAUAGUUUCCUUGCUGGCACCAGUGUCUGACAUAGUAACUUACAUUCAUAAGAACUGAAGCUGAAACCAGAGAUCUGAAUAGAUGAUGAUUUCAUUUUUUUUACAUGGUCAAGGCUCAAGCAUUGCUGAUUAGAUUUUUUAUGUCUGAAAUUUUAGUUUAACAAAAUGAAUGAAAAUUAUUUCAUGUAAAUUUGCACUUUAUCUGGUGUAAGCACUGAAAUAUUUGAUGUAAAUUUACACUUUAUCUGGUGUAAGCAUUGAAAUAUUUUAUAUAAAUUUACACUUUAUCUGGUGUAAGCACUGAAAUAUUUUGUGUUAAUUUACACUUUAUCUGGUGUACUGGUAUAACCAUUGAAAUAUUUUGUGUAAAUUUGCACUUUAUCUGGUGUAAGCAUUGAAAUAUUUUGGUAAAUUUACUCUUUAUCUGGUGUAAGCACUGAAAUAGUUUGUGUAAAUUUACACUUUAUCUGGUGUAAGGGAGCUACUGCCAUAGGGGAAUAUGCCAUAGCAAAAUAUUGCCAUUGAAAUACUGGGAAAUAGAGAUUCAAAUUGUCUUACCGAAAAACAGACACAAUUAUAUCAUUUAUUAUGACCAUGAUUAUUGUUUGACUAUUGAGUAUGCAUUAUUAUGAUGUUAUAAUCUUUCUCCAAAAAUCUAUUGGCAAAAUAGGUUUGGAGAUUUUCUUGACUUUUGGCAGCUGAAAAAUCAAUUCCAAUUUAUUUUGGCUCAGAGCUGGGCAUUAUAUACUCAAAGCUGAGCUUUUAUGAUAGACUGAUGUCUGUCUUAUAUCUUUUUUAAUGUCUUUCUAUACAUUUAUAUAGGAACACUUUUGUUAAAAACUAAAUGUACAAUGCCUAUAGCAUAGAUGUGUUGCAUGUAGCAUUGCAUAGUACUCUUGUAAAUAAGUUGUAUAAAUCAAGCUCCUUUGGUACAAAUUGGCCCUGCCUUACUUUUUGUCAUAGACUUACCUAGGAAAACACAUUUAUAUCUUCUAAUUUGAAACUUCCUAGCCUAGACCUUAGAUACCUGCAUGUAACAUUGUUUACUGGACCUCUGCAAAAGGUUAAUAAAUCAAAACAGGCCUGAUCCCAAUAUAACCCAAUGGCCUACUUCUUCAUUUAAUAAUUGUGAUCUUUUCUAGCAAUGGCUCUCAGGUGAGACAUCUAGGGUGAUCGUCCUUAUAUGUCAUUUUGUAACAAAAUUUCCUAAACUUUUUUUAUUUAUAAAAUAUCAUGCAUUUUAUGUCAAUCAAAAUUAAUGUAUAUUUUUUCACAAGUGCUGAUAUUUUUCUUUUACAUGUAAAUGGUGAUAGUUGUAUCAUUUAUUUGCAUUUUCAUUAUUUUUUUCUAUGAAAUCCUUCUGACAGUGUAGCUCAAAAGAACCAAAGAGUCUCAAUAAAAUUAUAUCAUUUUGAAUGGCCAUAUAUGAUGAAAAUAGAUAAACUGUUUAUACAUUUUGUUAUCAAUUGUUAUAUGGAUCAAUUAAUUAUUGUGUGAAAUAUUAAGAAUUUAAGUGAUUUUUUUUAACAAAUGUUGCAGCUCACAUAAAUCAUGUAAAUGAUGUUGGCAACUUUUGUAUAGUGCUGUUUAAGUUAAUGUGUUCAUGGAAAAAUAAUGCAAUGGGACAAUUUUAGUGAAAGAUUAUAAAUUGGCAAAUUUUUAUUAUUAAAGCGACUCCAUUAAGCUUUUUUUACAUGACAGAACUGAAAAUAAUAGAAGUUUGUUUUUUGUUUCUCUCAAAUUGAAAUUUGUAUAUUGGCCAGUUCUCAAGUGUAAUGUUUAUUCUGAAGAAGGACUUGAUGCAAUCAUGAGUCUUCUUUUAUUUGAAGUUGUUGAGAUUUUUCUGUUGAGAUUUUUUAAGGAUGAUUGUAUAGAAUGAUGUGUUCACCUUGUCAAACAUCUUACUAUGUAUAUAAGGUUGUAUAUACAUGUAUAGUUUUCCAUUUUUCAUUCCCAUUAAUUGGUCAUUGAAUUCAUACUACUUUUUCUCUUAAUAAUUUAUGAAUGUAUUUUUAUCUUUGUUAUUUACUGUUUAAUUUUGGUUUGAAGUAAAAAUGAGGACUUUGAGAA